Messenger RNA from Penicillium odoratum, 870 nucleotides. RefSeq names its product fumarylacetoacetate hydrolase family protein. Gene Ontology annotation, molecular function: catalytic activity. Lineage: Eukaryota; Fungi; Ascomycota; Eurotiomycetes; Eurotiales; Aspergillaceae. The coding region runs from base 1 to 870 and encodes 289 amino acids. The record is from RefSeq and is a predicted model, not a curated record. The transcript has 3 exons.
AUGGCUACAUUCACUCAUUUGGUUCGUUUCCUGGCCAAGGAUGGCCAGGUCUACUACGGAGAUGCCGUGCUCCCAUCUGGAGUGAUAGAUCUCUCCAAGGUUACUCAGGCCAAAGUUAUUCAGGGCGACAUCUUUGGUCAACAUCGUGUGACCGACCAGGUGGCUGAUGUGCGGAUGCUUCUGUCCCCCCUGGCUCGUAAGGAUAUCCAGACAGUUCGCUGCUUGGGACUCAAUUAUGAGCAGCAUGCCAAGGAAUCCAAUCUGCCAAUCCCCCAGUACCCUGUCUUGUUCUUCAAGCCCAUCACCGCCAUCGCAGGCCCCACAGAUGAUAUCCCAGUUGCCCAAAUGGCGCAAGAGGGCGAGGGUCUGGAUUACGAGUGCGAGCUGGUCAUCGUGAUUGGCAAAGAGGCUCGCGACGUGCCCGAGAGCAAGGCAUUGGAUUAUGUUCUGGGUUAUGCGGUCGGUAACGAUGUUUCCCACCGCGAUUGGCAGAUCAAGCGUGGUGGAGGCCAGUGGAACCUGGGUAAAGGCUUUGAUGGCUGGGCGCCAUUUGGUCCGGGUAUCGUCUCCUCUAAGGUCAUCUCCGACCCGAACUCUCUGCAGAUCUCAACCAAGUUGAACGGUAAGACUGUGCAGUCAUCAUCUACCAAGGAUAUGAUCUUUGGCGUGGCCAAAACCAUUGCCUUUUUGUCACGGGGUACUACCCUCUUGCCUGGAGAUUUGAUCUUCACUGGAACACCACAAGGCGUGGGCAUGGGCCGUAAGCCCGCUCUGUGGCUGAAGAAUGGCGACCAGGUUGAAGUGUCAUUGGAGGGUGUUGGAUCUUGUGUUAACCGAGUUGUCUUCGAUAAGGUUACACCCAAACUAUAA